Messenger RNA from Saprolegnia diclina VS20, 2163 nucleotides. RefSeq lists its product as hypothetical. The transcript has 8 exons. NCBI's taxonomy places the organism in Eukaryota, Oomycota, Saprolegniomycetes, Saprolegniales, Saprolegniaceae. The record is from RefSeq and is a predicted model, not a curated record. The coding region runs from base 5 to 2152 and encodes 715 amino acids.
GGGAAUGCCCGUCGACAUCUCGCGUGAUGCCACGCUGCUCAAGCAACUCGGUCGGCGCGUCGAGUCGCUUCCCGACGUCGACAACUCGGGCGACACGGCAGUCGAGGUCUUUGCCGACCUCGCAGCGAUAGGCGCGGUGCCGCCGUCGUCGGCCCAGUUUGAGCACGAGCUCGAGACGGAGCUGCCGAUUCCGUUCCAUUUACAGGGCACGACCGACUUUGACGACGGCAUUGGCUUGUCCAAGCGACGGCAGCUGCGCCGCGCGCCGCGCGUCGUGCAAGGUAUCAUGCGCUUUUGGCAAAUCUUCCCCAAGCUCCACGUCAUUGGCGACGAAGUCAUCACCAAGACCGAGUACGCGGAAGCGAUGCUGCUCGUCUUCAAGGUGCUUCGGCCACGCGAUUUUGACAUUUACGAAGCGCUCGACCAAAUCGGCAAGGACUGGACGAGCGACUCGAAGGGCAAAAAUGCCAUGGACGCCAUCAUGUUUAUCGACGCGUUCUUCGAACUGGUGGACCUCUGGACGUGCGACGUAGAAGAAGCCACGUAUGUGCAGUUUCUCCACUUGCUCUACGAGCGCAUCACGAUUCGAACAGUGGUCUUCUUUGACGGCAGCGUCUUGCGCGUGGCCGUCGCCGAUGCCUCCAAGUCCGCCGCGCAGCUCAUUGCCAGCGGCGUGCCAUUGGCCGCCGUGAGUGCGUUCAACCACAUAGCAAAGUUUGUGAAACCCAAGAUCCAAACGAUCGGAGACCUCGCAGAGGCCGAUGUCGUCGACGUCGAGAAGCUUCGACAGCAGUACAUUGAACACAACAACCUCUCGACCCAGCGCCUCGGCGCCGAGCUCUUUGAAAUUCUGGAGCUCAUCACGCGUGUCACGGCAGGCGACGUCAACAGUCUCGACUCGCUGCAAGGCUUGGUGGACGCGGACGCGGCAGCCAUCGACUGCAUCCGCGCGGUUUUCAUUCGCGCCCAAGGCAUCUCGACAACGCAGCAGACGCUCAAGCACAACAUCAUAGCCGAGCUCCACAAGUUUGGGGUCACCGACAGCAUGCUCUCGGACAGCAACAUGACGGAAAAAUACCUCCAGCUGUUCGACCUCUUUUGCGUCAAGACAGGGGUGGAAAUUCAAAAGACGGCGCGCUUGGAGCUGGAGCGCAUUCGGCGUGAGCUCGACAAGCACGGCCUCGACGACGUUCCGCCGCAUCAAGUCGAAGCCACGUACAAUGAGUACUACGCCGACGUGAUCGAGACGAGUGGCGCCAAGACGGUGGAAAAGGCAAAAGCGUGGAUUCAAAAAAGCACCGAUGCGAUUGUCGCACCGUUCAUUCAAAAGGACGAGCCGUCAUUCUCGCCCGUCGCAGACGCCAAGCCGUUCACUGCCGACGACACGGCCUUCCAAGUCCUUGUGACGCCUUUGGAAGAGUCACCCCCCAAACCACGGGACCCACCACGCGUCCCGACACCACCACGACCUACGACCCCGACAAAGCAAAGUACUCUUACGUCGCCCGUGAUUGCCAAGCCCGUCACACCCCCACCGCGGGCAACGCCGUCGCCCCCCCGCCGAACAGUGACCCCUCCCGUAGUCCAUAUUGAACCGAGGACCCCCACCCCCGAGCCGGCAAUCAUCGAGGCGCCGAGCUUUGAGCUCGAGAUCGAAACACCCCGACGACCAGUUUCGCCCGAGUCUGCGCCAUUUCGAGGGCCUACACCCGUAUCGCUUGCGCCAGAAGUAGUUGUGCCCGACGUCCGCGCGAUCGAGGAGCUUGUGCCAGCGCCAAGCCUUGACGAGGUGUCGGCUGUCGUCACGGACGCCUUCAUGGACGAGACGGUCGUUGAGGUCUCAGAAGCACUGCCGAGCGAAGAGUACAAACGCACUGGCAUCGCCAUCGUCCGCGAGGAGCGCAAGCUGUUGAAAAACAUCAUCCAAGCAACCAAGAAAAAGAUGCUGGUGGCUGAGCCGCCCCACGUGGCCGAGGUUCUCGUGACGGGCAGCGCCACCGACGGCGUCAACGCGAUCGGCCGGUACAUUCACUUGCUCGGCCUCACGGACAUGGUGCAAGCGCCGGGUGAGGCCGAGGCCAUCGCUCUCCUCGCCUCAACGUCCUCCAAAAAGAUUGAUCUCGUGCGUCGUCCCCGCCAAGUAUCAACUUGAUAGUUUUCUAA